AUGAAGGAGUGUGAAACAGUGGCCCUGACUGAGGAAUGCAGUGCAAUCAUCCAGAAGAAACUCCCUCCCAAGCUGAAAGAUCCUGGCAGCUUCAGUAUUCCUAUAGCUAUAGGAAAUAUUGAAGUAGGAAAAGCAUUAUAUGAUCUGGGAGCGAGUAUAAAUCUGAUGCCACUGUCCAUGUGCAGAGCUCUUGGAAUUAAAGAACUAAAGCCAACUACGGUUUCUCUCCAGUUGGCUGAUAGAUCGAUAAGACGACUAGAUGGGGUAAUUGAGGAUGUUUUAGUUAAAAUUGACAAAUUUAUCUUCCCUGCAGAUUUUGUAAUUCUGAAUAUGGAAGAAGAUGCCGAGAUUCCCCUAUUGCUUGGAAGGCCAUUCCUAGCCACUGCAAGAGCAAUGAUCGAUGUCAAGCAAGGGAAACUGAUGUUGAGGAUGAACGAAGAAACAAUCACCAUUGAUGUCUUCGAGUCAAUGAAACAUCCGUCAGAUGGAGGAGACUGUUUCAUGGUUGACAUUAUACAAGAAGCAGUUGAUGACACGAUGAAAGAGGAGAGUUCCCCACUCGAGUUAGAACAAAUCAACGAAGAAGCUGAAUUUUCUGAUAAAGAACCAGUGGUGGAAGAACUAAAAAGAAAGAAAGAUGACAUCCCUCUUGGAGCACCGAAGGUGGAGCUUAAGGAGUUACCUCCAAAUAUGAAAUAUGCUUUCCUUGGUAACAACAAGACUUACCCAGUCAUCAUCAGUGUCGAGUUGUCAACCAUGGAAGAAGAAAAGCUUCUAAAGGUGCUGAAAAAACACAAAGCUGCAAUAGGAUGGUCAUUCUCCGACUUAAAAGGUAUAAAUCCUUCCUUUUGUACUCAUAAAAUUCUAAUGGAAGAUGAUAUUAAACCUGUAAGGCAGCCGUAA
Messenger RNA from Gastrolobium bilobum, 903 nucleotides. RefSeq lists its product as uncharacterized. The record is from RefSeq and is a predicted model, not a curated record. The transcript has a single exon. The coding region runs from base 1 to 903 and encodes 300 amino acids. NCBI's taxonomy places the organism in Eukaryota, Viridiplantae, Streptophyta, Magnoliopsida, Fabales, Fabaceae.